AUGUCAAAACCUAAAGUUCCAUCCUUAUCUUGGGUUGAUUGGAAGCAAACUCUUCAUGGCUUUUGGCCAGGAAAACCCAAAUUCACAGAAGAUCAGUAUCCAAGCUUAAAAGGAAAGGUUGUUCUUGUAACUGGUGCUAAUUCGGGUGUCGGUUAUGAAACGAUUAAAUCCUUAGCAGGAUCCACUAAAGCUAAGAUCUAUGCUUUCUGUCGAAAUGAACAGAAAGCCACCGAAGCAUUCAAGAAACUUAAGGUCGAACUUGAGAAAGAAUAUAAAGUUGUAAACAGAGAAAUUCAUUUUAUUCAAUGUGACUUGGGAGACUUAACUGCUAUCAAGCCUGCUGUCGAGGAGUUCCUUAGUAAAGAAAGUCGCCUUGAUAUUAUUAUUCACAAUGCCGGGGUAAUGAUGCCACCUCCAGGAAGCAAGACAAAGCAAGGAUUUGAGUUGCAAUUGGGUACUAAUGUCUUAGGACCACAUCUUUUACAGAGACUUUUAGAUCCUAUUUUCAUUGAAACUUCUCAAAAAAAUAAUAAGGGGGAAUCGAGAAUUGUGUGGGUUUCAUCUACUGCUCACCUUAUGGCUCCGUUGGGUGGAUUGUAUUGGGAAGAUUUGAAUUUUGAAACCACAAAGAAAUAUAGCAUGCGCACUAAAGCCAUGAUAUACGGUCAAAGCAAAGCAGGAAAUAUUAUUCAAGCAAGGACUUGGCCAAUGAAGCACGACGCGCCGAACGUUAUUAGUUCGUCUCUUUGUCCUGGUUAUUUAAGUACCGGCCUUCAAAGAUAUGCCAGUCGUUCGGAAAAAUUCAUUUACAAGUAUUUGCUUCAUAACCAAAGGUAUGGCGCCUACACUGAAUUGUUUGCAGCUUUGUCUCCAGAUGUUAAAAAUCGUUCCCAUAGUAUUUCCUUUGGUUCUCCAUCGCACGUAAGAAAAGAUUUGGAAGAUGAAGAAGCCAAUGAAAAAGCUUGGAACUUUUUCAAUAAAGUCACUGACAAUUAUUUGUAG
Hemisphaericaspora subhashii is the source of this 1002-nucleotide messenger RNA. RefSeq lists its product as uncharacterized. The record is from RefSeq and is a predicted model, not a curated record. NCBI's taxonomy places the organism in Eukaryota, Fungi, Ascomycota, Pichiomycetes, Serinales, Debaryomycetaceae. The transcript has a single exon. Bases 1 to 1002 code for a protein of 333 amino acids.